GGCAUCGACUUUGACACUGGCAAUGCCUCGCCGCGUGCGCGCAUCCUGCAGGCCAUUCGCCAGCACAAAACCUCCUGCCACCCCCGCGUUCGGUGGCUGAAGUGGGCCAAGCUGUCCUGCCGGGACCGGGCCGAAAAGGCGACGGUCACGAGGUUCAAUGCCAGCUCUGCCGCUCUCAUCUCGCAGAAGGCACACCCGCUUGCAAAGUUCGAGGUGUUUCGCUGGCCACGCAAGGUUGGACCCAAAUCGCAGGCGAUCUCUCCCAUUGCCUUCCGUCCUGCUUGGGUUUGCAAGACAUGCCACGCCACGUGCCGCGUCGCAAAGCUUGCUGAGGAGCACGCGGCGACCAAUUGCCCCAACAAGGCUGCGUCGGGCCUGCUUAAGACUUGGGCCCACGGUCGCCUCAGUACUCUUGCUGCAGACCGGAAAAUUUUUCUCCAAGGCCCCAACUCAAGCGAGGCAAAGGCGCGAGGCAUUGCCCUUUUCGACCAGGCUUUUUCUUUCAAUGCCGCGUCCAGGGGUGUCUCUUGUGGCGCGGCGCUUCGCCCGAUCUUGGUGCGUCAUUCCUUUGACCUCGUUGCCAUGAGUGAGGCUCAUAUCCCUGCGGCCUCCCGUGUUGCCUUUGCUGCCGAGUGGAAGCGGUGCGGGUGGUCGGUGGUUUUCAGCGCCCCCGAGGAGCAAUACUGUCAGGUGUGCCUCCUGUCCCAAAUCCCUCUUAAGCAGGUCUCGGUCUGCAGCCAAGACGGCGCCGCCCGGCACGCGGCAGCCCUCCUCGACCUCAAGAGCGCCCGUGGAAAUGUGCCGCUGUUGGCCGUGGCCGUCUACUUGCAAAGCGGCAAGCCCCUUGUUGCGCAGGCCCAGGCCAGUGACAUUCUUGCAGGUGCCCAGUCCUCUGGUAGGCGGUGCCUCGUCUUUGGCGAUUGGAACCUUGUGCAAGAGGAGGGCGACCUUGCAGCUCUCUUGCAGGCCAAUGUUGUGCACUCGUGUGAUGAGGCUGCGUGGGGUCAGGAGCUUCCUCCCACUGGCCCAGUAUGUCAGGGCUCGCGCCGCCGUAGGAUUGACUAUGCUGUGUCCAUUGGUGACUUUCGUGCCACAGCGGUAGGCCAUGUUGCUGAGGAUGAGGUCGGAGUGUUGUCGGAUCACAGGUUGGUCCAUUACACUUUUGAUGCCUCGGCUCCCCCGGCCCUUCGGGGUCCGAAGCGCAGGCGGCUCCUUGAUAAGGAUGCCCUCCCGACUGCCGAUGUGCUGCUGCCAGCUUUGGAGGUGCAGCUCUUCCACAGGUGCCUUCAGGAAGGGGAUGUGGACGAGGCUUGGCGUCGUCUUUCCGACUUGGCCGAGGAUCUGGUGUGCAAGCCUGCUGGCGAUGCUCCCGACCUGGUGCCACGCAGCCGGGCAUGGGAACCGCAGCCGCGCAAGGUGCGCACUGAUUUUGAGGCCGAGAUGGAUAAAUCUCCGGGGCUCAGGGCUCUUCGCCGCCUUCAUGCCCGACUGCUUUUGUGUGCACGCCGCCCUUGGGAUUCUCCUUUGCUUCGUGCCACAGGUGCCAUGGCUGCCCGCACUCGUGCAAAGGUUCCUGCCCUCGGCUUUGUGAGAUGCGAGGACCCUGCUGCCCUUUGUCAUGUGCAGCAUCUCAUUGCCACCCUCGAGGAAGAUGAGAAACAGCUCCACCUUGAAAAGUGGAAGUCUUUGCUGCAGUGUGACCCCGCCAGGGUCCGGUCCUACGUGAAACGCCGUGCCGAUGCCGCCCUUGUAGCCCAGCAGGUGCCCGAUAACAUUGCUCAGGUCAAGGAUGGCUGGCGUCCGGCCAUUGCGGUUGAGGAGCAGGCGGCUAGGUGGACAGAGGUCUGGUGCAAGCCCCCUGGACAUGACCCUGUUGCCAUCGAACGCAUCCUUGCUGCGGUCCCUCAGCCCAGGCCGUGCUCCGUGCAGUUUCGCUUCUCUCCGGGUGUCCUUAAGGCGGCGAUGCAGUCUAUGCAUGGCAAGGCUGCUGGUGCUGACGACUCGACGCCCUCUGAGAUGAUCCAUCUCCCCUGGUUUUGGUGGGACUUAGCCUCGCAGCUUUGGUCCACCAUUGUUGAAGUCCGCAGGGUCCCGUGCAUCUCUGGAAACAAGCCAGGGUAG
Messenger RNA from Symbiodinium sp. CCMP2456, 2121 nucleotides. The record is from the annotation of a GenBank genome assembly. NCBI's taxonomy places the organism in Eukaryota, Dinophyceae, Suessiales, Symbiodiniaceae.